This is a messenger RNA of Monodelphis domestica (gray short-tailed opossum), 4076 nucleotides long. RefSeq names its product RWD domain containing 2A (gene RWDD2A). The record is from RefSeq and is a predicted model, not a curated record. Lineage: Eukaryota; Metazoa; Chordata; Mammalia; Didelphimorphia; Didelphidae. Gene Ontology annotation, molecular function: protein binding.
CCUGACUACUGAACUUGGAGUUAGAAGAUGAUGGAAAGAAUUCAGAGGAAUCAUCUUAUCUGAACAAGGCCAAGUUUUGUUUGUGGAAAAGACUGGGGUUCAGGAUGUCCUAUCCUAGACUUCCACCUCUCACUCUUUUCCCAGACCCUUAUACAUUUUUAGAGUGCCAUCAGAAUGGAGGGACAGUGCCCCCAACUGCUUAGAUUUAAACUAGACAAGAAAACAAGAGAAGCCACUGAAGGCUCUUCCAAGCCAAGCGCCUAACACCUUUUUCUAACCUUUUUGCCCCAUUCUUAAUAGCAUUAUCUGUCUUGUUUUUCUGUUUGUGCCUCCAACCUUUAGCGCAAUGCUUUGUACUUAGUGUUUAAUUAACAAAUGCUUAAUUCAUCCCUGAUCAUGAACCCCAAUUGUCCCCAUUUUACAGACCAAGAAACUGAUUCUCCGAGAGUAUAUCAAGUACUAGUAAAAGUGAAGACUGCUUUUCAGGAUAAAGGUUCAAUGUUUUUGCGACUCCUCCCCAUCCCCACCCCUAGCUGAGUGGGCGCAUUGCUUUAGAAAACAUUUCUUGAGUGCUUGGCUCCUACAACACUACCUGGCUCCGAAUUGGCGGGCUAAACUCAGGGGGAGACCAUGCAGCCCCACCUUGUGCAAUUUGGGGGACCCCCUUUGGCUUUUGUUCCUAUAUAGGAGAAAAAUCCGUAGGGUGAUGUGAGAUCCAAGCUGUAUGGCCACACCCCCUACCCCCCAAGAGUCAAACUGGGGGCGGAGCGGGUGGGCGACAGCUUGGGCGGCAGCGGCGGCGGCGGAUCAUUUGCAGCGUCGGAGUCGGACCAGCAGCUAGGGUAGCCCGCAGUCCCAGCAGUCCGUUGGGGCAGUUGGAUUUCAAGGCUUUUUUGAACAUGUCGGAUUCAAUCAAAGAAUGUCUAGAGCUCCAGCUUCUAGAGAUGGAAAUGUUGUUUUCUAUGUUUCCGAACAAAGGAGAAGUCUGUCUUGAGGAUGCUAAUUCCCUCCGGAGAGUGCGAAACUACCUGGAUCGUUCCAAUGGACCUCUGCCCCCCAAAAUUGGGUUUGUAAUUAUGGUCAUAAUGGCCCCUAAGGGGGACAUUGAACUGCAGGUUUCCUUUCCUCACAACUAUCCAAAUGCCAAACUGCAGCUCUUUGGGCGGUCCUACGGCCUCGACAGACAGCAGCAGCUGAGGCUCAAUCAGAAUCUCACGUCUUACAUCGGAACCUUCGACCCUGGCGAGCUGUGCGUGUGCGCCGCCGUUCAGUGGCUGCGGGACAACAGCGCACCCUAUUUCCAGAACAGCAAACUCUUCUCGGAACCCAUCAUAAAGGUAAAGACCGUGAAGACCGUAUUUCACCGGAUGUGGAUCUACAGCCACCAGAUAUGUCGGCAAGAGCUGCGAAAGAGGAUUCUGGAGAGUGCAAAGCGCCUGAGUCUAACUGGUUUUAUUCUGACAGGGAAGCCAGGUAUCAUUUGUGUAGAGGGCAGUAAAAAUCAGUGUGAGGAAUUCUGGCACACCAUCAGGUAUCCCAACUGGAAGCAUAUUUCCUGUAAGCAUGCAGAAAGUGUGCAGAUUGAAGGGGAUGGCGAUGAGCUGCGCCUCUUUCAGAUUUUUCAAGAAUUGCAGUUUGAGAGCAAUGGCCAUAGUGUCAGGCAUGAUUACCACAUGGAUCUGGGCAAGUUCUUGGAAUUUCUCAAAAAGCAUCACAGUGAACAUAUUUUUCAAAUAUUAUUUGGUAUAGAAAGCAAAAGUCAAGAAAACUAGAUGUUCACAGAGAGCAGCAUUUGUAAUUUUUCAAGUUAUUCUUUCCACUGAGACAUCAAAAAUAGCCAAAUUUAAGUGGAAUUUUAUGUGAUAGCUGCCGCAAAAUAGAAGCAAGGAUUUUGUUUUGCUUUGUUUUUUGUGUUUUUUGUUCUUUUUUCUUUUUUGUAGAAAAGGAGGUGUGCAGUGUAGACCUGUUAUUUUUAUUGGGGAAUUUUUCAUGCGGAAAGUUCCUUCAAAGAUAAAAAUUAGCAACUCAUCUUAACAUUUAACCCGAUAGUUGUUUGGGGCUCUGAGAGAUGAUGAACUUGCCCACAAUCACACAACUAGUCCAAUGGAGAGGCAAGAUUGAAAGCUGGUCUUCCAGACAUCCAGUCACUCAGCAGUGUUGCCUCUAAGAAACAGUCGGCCCCACGUAAAGGAUUAGUGCCUGCCUGCCGCCUCCUGCAUUGCUAGUCCUAGAUUGCUUUGCCGGCCUCUGAGUACUGGGUCAUUAGGCACCCCUGUAACCGAGUUUUGUAUUUCCUUUGUAUCUGACGCUAGGCACAAUGUAGAUAUGCAGAAAUAUUUGUUGCUUAGGGUGAAUGCCGUUGGGCACCCAUGGAGACUCGGUCACUAGGACCAUUGUAAAUAUUCAGAAUGGGAUUGUGACAAGCCUGGGACACCACCCCCAUCCCCGGGCAUCUGCGGGGCUGCAGCCAGCUCCCUUUGUGUGGCUAGAGAAAAUCUGGGCUUCCUAAAUUGUUGCAGGGGCUUCUGGGCCAUCCUAGAUCCUGUUGAGUCCCCGAAAGCAAUAGCAAAGUUUACCCCACCUCAUCCACCAGGGCAGGAACUCCCCAAGGGCUUAGUCCCAGGGCUGUUGCAGCAGGCAGGUGAGCGGCAGGCACUCUCACCCCAAUGCUCUCCACUGAGGGAGAUGCCAGAUUGCCCUCGUGGAGCUCACAGCCUAGAAAGGGAUAAAGACAAGCAGAUAAUUAUCGAACAAAUCUAUUUUAAGUGCAUCUGAGAAGUACAAAACAGUAUUAUGAGACAUCUGAAGAAGAAAGGGUCAUUUUCUCACAACAGUGAUAAGGAAGGCUAAAUUAACAUCCUAGCAAAAAUAAGCUGAGGUCAUGUCAUGGCAAAGAAAUUAAAGGAGCAUAACUUUUUAAAAUAAUUAGAAAAGUGGGAUAUAAGCAUAUUCUGAUAGAAUUUUAUUCCAACUAAUUCCUUGGACUAAUUAUCUCAUUCGUUUAGAACAUGGUGCUAAUGAGCAGUCAUUGUUGUGAGUUAAAUUCUUAAGAGGGGAAAUUCAGCUGUGUACCCCAUUAACGUGCAUCUUGGCCAGCUCUUUUGCAAAGAUGUAUCAUUAGUAGCAGCGGUAGAUCCAGGCUGAGAAAUGUGGAUGGUUUAGCCUAGUCUUAUUCCAGAAUGGUCUAAGGAAAAGAACACUGAAUUUUGAAUCAAAAGACCUAAUUUUGUACCUGGAUUUGCUACUUCAUAUUGUGUUUCCUUAGGCAAAUCCUUUCCCCUCUCUGGAAUUCAGUUUCCUCACCUAUAAAAUUGUCAGACUGUAUUAGAGGUUCUUAACCUUCUUUGUGUCAUGAACUCAGUCUGGUGAAGCCUUCUCAGAGUAAUUUUUUUAAUGCAUAAAAUAAAAUAUAUGGGAUUAUAAAAGAAAUCAACUAUAUUGAAAUAAUUAUCAAAAUAUUUUUUAAAAAAAUUCACAGACACUUGGUUAAGAACCUCUGGGUUAGUUGAUCUAGCUCAUCUAUCUAAAUCCUAAAACCUUCUGACCGCUUAGGGAGAGGUAGGGGGAGGGGGAGAAUGCUUGUUUUAAGUGUUAUGUCUUUAUAUAAAAAGCUGUUCACUUAUACAAAAAGCUGUUCAUUUUUUCAAGGGCUUUUUUUUUCUGUAAGUGAAAAUGUGUUGGUAUAAUAAGUGGAUUUUUUUUUCAUAUAGUGUUCUUAAAAUACAGAAGUGUACUUAUUACAAAUGUUUGGGCUUAAAUGUACUUGUUUUCUUGUCUAUUGAGUGGAACAAUUAUAUUUGCAUUUGCCUACUUUAGAAAAGCAUUAUUAGUAAAGCAAAAAGUACUUCCCCUUCUCAUUUUUCCUAGUACGAUAUGUCUGGAUAUCUCCUUUCUCCCUAUUACUCCUUUUUGUAAAUGUAUUCGUGUACGUGUCAUAUCUUCCUUCUGCUCUCCCUCCCCCCCAAAUGUAAUAUCCCUGAGAACAGAGGUUGUUAUUUUGUAUCUUUGUAUCCACAGUAAAGCAUAUUGAGCAUUAUAUGUAGUAGCUGCUUAAUAAAUGUUGAAUUGAUUCAAAA